Messenger RNA from Pezoporus flaviventris, 2174 nucleotides. RefSeq names its product calcium-activated potassium channel subunit beta-2. Gene Ontology annotation, molecular function: calcium-activated potassium channel activity; potassium channel regulator activity. Bases 888 to 1721 code for a protein of 277 amino acids. Gene Ontology annotation, cellular component: membrane; voltage-gated potassium channel complex. The transcript is spliced from 5 exons. Gene Ontology annotation, biological process: potassium ion transport; detection of calcium ion. The record is from RefSeq and is a predicted model, not a curated record. NCBI's taxonomy places the organism in Eukaryota, Metazoa, Chordata, Aves, Psittaciformes, Psittacidae.
GGAAAAAAGAUCCUAUCACAACCAACUGUGGACCACGCCAGCAAAAGCAGCGUUUAAUUUUGCCAUAGAAGCAAAUAGCAAGUGCACAGCAUAGGAAAUCAGUGAGCAGUCGGAGAUGAAUGGGAGCGUCUCUCUGGCAUGCUCUUGACUCAGAAAAGCAAAUACCAUCCAAGGACAAAGUGGUCGGAUGGAGGUGACUGAGGGAAAGCCUGGGAAGCCCCUGAUUUCACACCACCAUGUGCAAGGAUACACAGGGAUGAGAGAGUACUGGAGAAAGAGCUGCACGCCUGCUUCCCCACAGCCCUGGCAUCUUGGAAAGUAAAGGUUGCACAGCCAGGUGAAGUGCUGUACAUGUGCCAGCAGUGGGCUCAGCAGAAUACCGUGGCUGUUCCAACCCUGAGCCUGCUUUUCUGACUGACUCCUGCAGUUUUCUUCUGAGGAGCAGGCGAGAAGGAUGAAUUUUGCCAAAUGACAGCAAAGGCAAGGACUUCACACCAGGCAUCAUGCCUUCACAAGGAUGGCCAUCAUGUCACGGAGAAGCCCAGGCAGACAGGGAUGCAUGGGCAGAGCAGGAAGGAAGAGGAGUUUUUAUAAAGGUGGGGAUAACAAGGAGCUUCAUGAAAUAAAGUUUGGAGAGAGAAAGCCCAGCUUUUUCGGGCUGACUUUUUUCAGAGGGUCUUCACACCCACUUCCUUCUGGCAGCUCAUUUCUGAGUAACUACUGAAUGCUGGUGCUUCGCCUCUAUUUAAAAACAGAGUAAUUAAAACUGCCUGGGAACUGCAAGAGCCGUGAGAAAUAUUUGGAGACAUCGAGAGACAAGAUAUAUGGAAACUUGCUGCUUGUAGAUAGGCCAUUUUCACAAAGGUGGAAGCCACAGAAGUAUGUAGAUGAGAGGGAAAAUCUCUCUGUCAGAUCCCAUUGAAAUCUCCAUUUUGGGCACUGCUGCUCCGCUGCUAAGGUCCUUCCAUCGUCCCACUGCAGCAAGCAAAGCCAACACUGGGCAAUCCUCUAAAAUGUUUAUUUGGACCAGUGGCCGGAGCUCUACAUCUUACAGACAUGAUGAGAAAAGAAAUAUUUACCAAAAAAUCAGGGAUCACGAUCUACUGGACAAAAGGAAAACAGUUACAGCCCUAAAAGCUGGAGAAGACCGGGCCAUACUCCUCGGGCUGGCCAUGAUGGUGUGCUCUGUCAUGAUGUACUUUCUCCUGGGAAUCACCCUGCUGCGGUCUUACAUGCAAAGUGUCUGGACAGAAGAGGCUCAGUGCUCACUUCUCAAUGCAUCCAUCACAGAAACCUUCAACUGCUCAUUUAGCUGUGGUCCAGACUGCUGGAAAAUUUCCCAGUACCCGUGCCUCCAGGUGUACGUCAAUCUCACCUCUUCUGGCCAGAAGCUUCUGCUCUACCACACCGAGGAAACAAUGAAAAUUAAUUCUGAGUGCUCAUACAUACCCAAAUGUGGCAAGAAUUAUGAGGAGUCCAUGUCAUUGGUGAACAUCGUGAUGGAAAACUUCAGAAAGUACCAGCGCUUCUCCUGCUUCUAUGACCCUGAAGGCGUGCAGAAGAAUGUGAUAUUAACCAAACUGUACAGCCACAACGUACUGUUCCACUCUCUCUUCUGGCCCACAUGCAUGAUGAUUGGCGGGGUCGCCAUUGUUGCGAUGGUAAAGCUGACUCAAUACCUUUCCCUCCUCUGUGAGAGAAUCCAAAGGAUCAACAGAUAAAAAAUGAAAACUUCUCUGAGAUUUAAGUACAAUGAAAAUACUGUUUUCUCAUUCUUCACCAAAGAACCUUAAGUUUGUAACGUGCAAGUCUGGUAUAAGUUCCUUACUAUAUUCUUAUAAGUAGAGCAAUAAUGCAAAAGCUGUUCUAUAUGCAAACAUAUUAUUAUGCAGACAACUGAAAAAAUACUGUUUUGUGUUGACUGUCUAUAUGAUCUUGUUCUAUGCUGAGACUAGUAUUUCUUUCUUUUCUAUGGCCAAAAUAGGGCUCAGUGUGACCAUUUGCCAAUCUUAGUCAAUUGGUGUUUUCAACGUAAAAGGAUUCUGGAAAAAAAAGAAAAAUCACUGCUGGGCAAAGGGCAGCCAGCCACUUGUGCAUCGCUGAGGUCUCACAUCUGGCUGAGCCCAUUCAGUUGAUUUGUGGCUUUGCUUUUUUAUUAUUGGCUGCAGGGGGAA